GAGAAAAUAAAGAGAGAAACCAGUCAGGUUUUACCGUUGAAAAGAUCGCCUUCCUCUCUCCAUCUCCUUCCUUCUUCAACAUUCUCACUCUCUCUCUCUCUCUCUAUCUCGAUCGAUUUCUGUGCCACCGAAAUGGCCACCGGUCUCCUUCCCUACAGACCCCUCGCCGUCAAGGCCACGGCCCCCUCCGCCGAGCGAAAGCCGGGCACCGGUUGCCGGCGAAGCGUCUCGUCGUCGUCCUCCUCCUCCUCCGACAGCUGGUGGGCCCCGAUCUUCGGCUUCUCGUCCGAGCCGGGCUACGUAGACUCCGUCGACAACAAGGUCGCCUACCCCAGGAAGGGCGACUUGGAGUGCUCGAGCCUGUCCGCGGCCCCCGACGCCGGCGCCAAGCCCGCGAGAUGCCGACCCGACCCGAUCCGGUUCACGGAGGAGAAGGCGCGGCUCCUCAGGCUCAUGACCUCCGACGCGGCGUCCCUCCACGACACGAUGUAUCACUCUGCGAUCGCGUCCCGGCUGGCUUCGGACUUCGGGAACCCGACCGAUCCGUGAUCCGGCCGGACCGGACCGUGUUCAUAUCCGUGUGAUUGUCGUUGUAUGGCAUCUUAGGACACACUUCCAAUUUCUUUAUUUCUUUUAUUCUCGAAUUGGUUUAAGGUUUGGUGGUCCAGUGUUGUCCUGAGUCAUAUAUUCCGACUUAAUGGGGACGGUGAAAAUCAUGUGAAAUGGGUGGAUUAACCUUUGUAAUCACCGAUUAGUCAAUUAAAAAUUUGGGGAAAUGUAUAUAAUUGACGUUUAGUGAAGUUAUAAAUAUUUGACCA
Messenger RNA from Rhodamnia argentea, 818 nucleotides. RefSeq lists its product as uncharacterized. The transcript has a single exon. Lineage: Eukaryota; Viridiplantae; Streptophyta; Magnoliopsida; Myrtales; Myrtaceae. The record is from RefSeq and is a predicted model, not a curated record. The coding region runs from base 133 to 549 and encodes 138 amino acids.